Oikopleura dioica is the source of this 867-nucleotide messenger RNA. Lineage: Eukaryota; Metazoa; Chordata; Appendicularia; Copelata; Oikopleuridae. The record is from the annotation of a GenBank genome assembly.
AUGUUCUCGACCGGAAUGAUGAAUCAACAGCAACUGGCUCAACUCCUUGCCCAACAAAUGGCUCAAUUGCAGCUGGCAAAUAUGAAGCAACCACAAGCUAUGCCGAUGAUGAUUCCCGCUGAGCCGCAAAAAUCAAAGGGAAUGAAAGUUGCUGAUUCCGUCAAGCUGGACCCAGAUUAUUUUGAAAGCAACUCUGUUUCUGGCAAUUCUAGUGUUAAUGCGUCUAAACCGAAAAAUGUGCCAAAAGCGCUGCCAAAGCGCAUUUUAGUGACGAAAUUGCCGCCCCAUGUGCGGACGAUGGAGGCCAUCACUGAGGCGUUUUACCCUUAUGGGAUCAUUUCGGAGGUGCAGAUCUUUAAGGAGCCAGCGCACGUGCCAAAGCAGUUGAUGGAGGAAUUGAAGAAGGUCGAUAAUCGAAUGGGAGCUCUUCCAGCCGCGUUGGUGGAAUUUGAAACCUCCCAAGCUGCCAAAUUCGCGGUAUCGAUCAUGCGCAAACGCGAAAAGACGCUUCAAUUCCGAGUUGCGUUGAUGAAGGGAGACAGCGUCGAUCCAAAACACAUUCAGAACAACCAAGCUCCUAAAUUUGCGAACUACAGUGCUGCCAACUGCGCCAGUUCAAAUAGACGUUGCUCAGAAGCGCUAUCACUUUCGGACGAUAUGAUGAGUUCUUCCGGGUACGACACCUGCUCCAGUAUCAAAUCAGAGUCACCCCAGCCACGAGACAGUAUCCCCCACAAUGGCGGAGGUUCGCAAACAGACUUUGGCCCGAUUGGUUCGCCCCCGACAACGAAGAGCUACAGUAGCAGCGUGGGAAAGAGCCAGGGACCAUUGUCGAAGUACAGACAAAAUCAACGAGCCCAUUUGUAA